Molecule: messenger RNA, 2327 nt
Organism: Eucalyptus grandis
Lineage: Eukaryota; Viridiplantae; Streptophyta; Magnoliopsida; Myrtales; Myrtaceae
Product: BRISC and BRCA1-A complex member 2
Exons: 11
Coding region: 1-1080 (359 amino acids)
Biological process (GO): double-strand break repair
Cellular component (GO): BRCA1-A complex; BRISC complex
Source: RefSeq, a predicted model, not a curated record
AUGUCACUGCAGAGAGGAGCGAGAGAGAGAGAGAGCGAGCGAGCGAGUGAAUCCGCUCAGCUCAAUUACCUCGUCCGCCAGUCUACUCUCGGCGUCAAGGUCGAGAACGUGUGGUCCGGGAGCAAGAGCUACCCCGGAGUGCUCGAUCGGUUCACUCUGUUGAUUCCUUACUGCCUGGACUACAUCAAGUGGGAUGUUCUAUACAACGCGGAGUUUCCCCUUUGUCCCCCAGAUGUUAUAUUCGCGCCAGAAGAUGAACAUUUUCAUCCGUUUCGGCUGAGGAGCAGGGAGGGAGGAAACGAAAUGGAGGGAGCCAAGAACAGCUUGUCUGAUUGGAACCACAAAGACCCUACUCGGCUAUGUGCUCUCAUCCAAGAACUGAGGGAUGAGUACACGGACUAUCAGAGGAGACGUGCUGGAGAGGUUGAUGAUGAUAGGCUGACGUUCGAGAUUAGCACUAUUUUGUCUAGGGAGGGAAUUGAAAUGCAUAUGAGUUCUGGACUUGAUAAGCCACAGGAGGUAAAGUUUGCAGUUCCCCUGGUGGACAUGAAUAUAAACAAAGUGGUGCAUGGAUGCCCUUGGCGACAUCUCCAGAAAAUACAUUUACAGGUUGUGUAUCCAGUUGGAAAAAAGUAUGUAUCUGCUGCCUCCGCCCCUCGUCUUAAGUUAGUAUCUACUCCUGAAUUGAAGGCUUUAUUUUCAGUGGACGAUGUCAAGCUUCCUUCAUGGGUGGAUGGAAUGUGCAUGGCUGAAUACCUUCCCCAUCUCGAAGAAUCUCUUCAAGGACAGAUUAUGGAAGCAGUAGCACUAAUCGAUAUUAGGAGGCACUUUAUCGAGGCAUUAGCCCCUGUGUUUGGCAGACCAGUGGAAGCUGAUCCGGUCUUUUGCAGAAAAGCAACGGUUCUGGUUGCCUCUGGCGUAUUCACCUUUCUGGUAUCACUUAUAUUUUGCUAUGUCUUCUUUAUUUUAGACUCUGAUAUCACACUCUGUUGCAACAAGCAUGAGCUCGACACAAGAGUUGGGAGAGAGAGAGGAGCUGUUCUACAACGAUGGCACAACGGAGGCCACUUCUUUCGAUAGGAGUAGCUAAAGACAUUGGAGGUAACAGCAGUUGAGAGAGAGAGAGAGAGAUUCCUGCCAACCAUUUUGCCGCCAUCGCCGGCCUUCAUGGCGAUGGUGGGGGGUGGCGGCAACAAGGGCAGCCCUUGCCGCCUGCUUCUUUUUCUUUUUUAGCUUAUUUUUUACUUCAAUCUUAAUUAAAAUUUGUAUUAAAAAUUAUAUUUAGACAAAAAAAGAUGUCGUUUUAGCAUUAUGUUUUGUGUUUUAGCCAUAUUAUCGUCAUGGAAGAGAGUAUAAAUAUUAAAAAAAAUCACGUCGGCAAUUUUCGUUUAUCAAGUUAGAAGAAAUUAACAGAAUGACUUAACUGCAUCAGUCUGAUAAAUUUUAGAAUUUAAUUGCAUAUUUUGCAAAUUUUAGGAUUCAACUACACUUUCGUGAUAAAUUUUAGGACUUUUAUUGCACGUACCUUACGAAGGACACCUAAUUUAAGUUGCAUGUGCCCGUCCGUCAUGGGGAAGAAUGGUGCACGACAAUAUUGUUUCUUUGCCCUCCCUUUGGUUUGUCCACAUCGUUUGGUUGUCCUGUUAUGGAAUAUGCUCCCACUAGUUCUCUCUCCCACAUAGUGCAUAUUACCUCCCACUACAACGAGAGAGAUUAUAAAUAGCACAAUUGAGUACAUCAGUUUCACUCCCAACACAUCAGUCUUUCUUUAAUCAUCUCAGUUGAAAGUAGAUAUAAAAGAAAAAUAAAAAUUUGGUCCAACUCUGUCAUACCACGAUGGCAAAACACUUUCGCUUCUCUUUCGCAUGUCGGUGCUCUUUGCUUUUGGUUUUGAUUUUGUGCCAUGACGUUUUCCAUGUUGAAGAAAGGCAUUUGAGGGAAGUUUCAAAGGCUCAUCGUCGUCAUCACCACCACCACCAUCAUGAGACGGGUGUGAGCGUGAGCGCUGGAAGAAGUUUCGGAGGUGGUGAAGGAAGAGGUAAGAAGAGGACGAGUAAGGUUGAGCAUGUUGCAAAUUUUCGAUCGACCAAGCCUGGUCACAGCCCUGGUGUUGGUCACUCAAUCAACGCUUGAAGCUUCUUCACUCCCUCUCUCUCUCGCUCUCUCUUUCUCUCAUUGAAUUUCUUCGGCCUCAAGGAGUUGGUUCUACCGCGUAAUUCUUCUUCUUUGUACUUAAAAGCUCUCUCUCAUUGAAUAUCUUGCAGCUUCAAGGAGUUGGUUCUACAGUGUAAUUAUUCUUCUUUGUAUUUAAAAGCUCUUUCUCUCUC